Oryza sativa Japonica Group (Japanese rice) is the source of this 1402-nucleotide messenger RNA. Its product is annotated as probable LRR receptor-like serine/threonine-protein kinase At3g47570. Gene Ontology annotation, biological process: protein phosphorylation. Gene Ontology annotation, molecular function: protein kinase activity; ATP binding. NCBI's taxonomy places the organism in Eukaryota, Viridiplantae, Streptophyta, Magnoliopsida, Poales, Poaceae. The record is from RefSeq and is a predicted model, not a curated record.
UGUGGAGAAGAAAACAGAACAGAAAAUCUUUAUCUUUGCCCUCGUUUGCUAGGCAUUUGCCCCAAGUUUCAUACAAUAUGAUUUUCAGAGCAACAGGGGGGUUCUCAACAUCCAAUUUGAUAGGCAAAGGAAGAUACAGUUAUGUAUAUCGAGGAAAAUUAUUCGAAGAUGAUAAUAUGGUUGCUGUCAAAGUAUUCAACCUAGAGACAAGGGGAGCACAAAAGAGCUUCAUCGCAGAAUGUAAUACUUUGAGAAAUGUUCGGCAUCGCAACCUAGUUCCUAUCCUAACUGCAUGUGCAAGUAUUGAUUCAAAAGGAAAUGAUUUUAAGGCCUUGGUUUAUGAGUUUAUGGGACGAGGUGACUUGCAUGCAUUACUACACUCAGCACAAAAUGAUGAAAACACUUCAUAUCUGAACCACAUUACAUUGGCUCAGAGGAUAAGCAUUGUGGUCGAUGUAUCUGAUGCGUUGGAGUACCUGCACCAUAACAACCAAGGAACUAUUGUUCACUGUGAUCUGAAGCCUAGCAACAUACUUCUUGAUGAUGAUAUGAUUGCUCAUGUUGCAGACUUUGGACUUGCAAGAUUCAAGACCGGUUCUUCAACACCAUCUCUAGGGGAUUCAAGCUCAACUUAUUCCCUAGCAAUAAAGGGAACCAUUGGAUAUAUCGCAUCAGAAUGCUCAGAGGGCGGUCAAGUUUCAACUGCCUCAGAUGUAUUCAGCUUUGGAGUUGUUCUCUUGGAAUUAUUUAUUCGGAGAAGGCCAACAGAAGACAUGUUUAUGGAUGGAUUGAGCAUUGCAAAGCAUGUAGAGAUGAACUUCCCUGACAGGAUACUAGAGAUUGUUGAUCCCCAGCUGCAACACGAGCUGGACCUUUGCCAAGAAACACCAAUGGCAGUCAAGGAGAAAGGCAUACACUGCCUGCGCAGUGUGCUAAAUAUUGGACUCUGCUGCACCAAGACAACACCGAUUGAACGCAUCAGCAUGCAGGAGGUUGCUGCCAAGCUACACGGAAUCAAAGAUUCAUAUCUCAGAGGAAACUAGCUAGCUUUGUGCGCGUCUUUCGGUCAAGUAGUUUUGUACACCAUUGAGUAAAUGAGCGGCCAUCAUGAGUGGUUCUGGCCAAUUGUCUCCGCCACAUUGUUGGUUGAUAACCAACCGGAUAGGCUUGUUUGGGUUUGGACAGCCACAUUGCGCGCUCGGCAUAUCUGGUAAUGGUCCUUGGGCGCGAGGACUUCCCGUUGACUUUGAAAAACAAAGCUCCACACCACUGCCGAUUCUUCAUGUGUGGCUGGUGGCUUAUCGCCGCUGCUGGACAGUGGACCGCCUGAGACCGCGGGGUCUACCGCACCCGAGGUCCGUUGCAUCAUGUAUCUAUGCAUGAGAGAAGUGUUAGUACUUAA